AUGAACCAAGAAACAAAAAGGGCGCUGGCAUGGCUCCGACGACCGGAGCUGCGGCUUGAUUUGGUUUCUCAGCUGCGCCUGUACGGGCUAGCUCAACAGGCGACGCAUGGCAAUGCGACAGCGGCGACGGAAGUUUUGCGAAACACAGCUGGCCGAGCUUGCAGCGCCUGCAGAGUACAGACUCUGAAGAGCCAGAGCUGGCACGCCUGCCACGGUCUGCACCAGGCCGCGGCUGCGAAGCAACUGGUGCAAGAGCUGGCAGCGCGGGACCCUUGCUUUGGAGGUGCCGGAGACUUUGAUCUAUGGCACCUGGUUCGCGGUCUGCUGAAGGCAAAGCUGCCGAAAGCGUCAGCUGCUUCGUCUAAAAUGCCCUUGCCCUUGCUGGCUGCUAUGUUGGCCGCCGUUUGGAUGGCAUCGCGCGGGAGGCAUCAAAGGUUCAAACGGUGUCGCUUGAUGGCUGGGAUUCUUGCAAUGUUGGCAUCGGCCGCCGGUGGCCGCCCCAGUAGCAGUGGGGUCACUGUGAGGGGAAGGAGCGAGUUUCAAAAUUUGGUUUCGGUUCUGAGUUUCAAGGCAGCGUUUCGGAACAUGGCGAGGGAAGCUUCGGAUCAAGACAUGGUCAGUUUCGGCCCCAUGCUGCAGUCGGUUUCAGGCCCGGUAUACAGGAAACACUGUUGA
Symbiodinium sp. CCMP2592 is the source of this 675-nucleotide messenger RNA. Lineage: Eukaryota; Dinophyceae; Suessiales; Symbiodiniaceae. The record is from the annotation of a GenBank genome assembly.